Messenger RNA from Klebsormidium nitens, 1763 nucleotides. The record is from the annotation of a GenBank genome assembly. Lineage: Eukaryota; Viridiplantae; Streptophyta; Klebsormidiophyceae; Klebsormidiales; Klebsormidiaceae.
UUAUGCUGUCUCCAGCUGGCUACCUCCUCUGCUAGCUGGCGACCUUCACAAAAUCAGGGGAUUGCGAGGCUGCAGGCGUCGAUCCAGCUGGCACUUCUUUCGGGGGAUGGCUGUGUCCAGAAUCAGGCAAUUCACCCGUCUGCCAAUCGCCCCAGCUCACCUCAGCUUCUUCCAUAUCAAGCCAGGGCAAGCUCAUUGUUUUCUGCACACAGGGAACUUUUCUCGAGUAGGCCAGCAGUCGAUUGUGAGGAAGAUUCCUGUUCAGGCUCCUAUAAGAGGGGCUUUUCGAGCGCCUCGAUUGGACUGCCUGCAUCCUGUAACUUUCCACAAUUCUGCAACGUCUGCUUCCAAGCGUCUCUUUCCAAAUCGUGAGGCCAGCAAACGAAUUCCAGUCUCUGCCAGGUCGACUCUUGCUUGGGAGACAGGAUCCAAGCUGCAAUCGCCUGUCUCAAGACCUGCUUUUAGCUGCAUUUGGUUACGUGGAAUCAAGAACGGGACUCCUCCAAGAUCAACCAUGGCGCAAACUUCAUCUGCAGUGGGACAGGGAUCGACUGGGCAAGCUAGUGCGCCUGGCCGAUACGCAAUCUUUAUAACAGGUCAUGCGAGUCCGUACACCGAGGAAAAGUACGGAGGCUACGGCCAGCUUUUGGAGACGCUCUUGAGGGAGCCUGGGGAGGAGUGGGAGAGGUUUGUGGUACUGGAGGGGAAAUUCCCCACAGCAGAGCAACUGGCCAAGUUUGACGGUUUCGUGCUCACAGGAAGUCGCCAUGAUGCACAUGCGGGCGAGCCGUGGAUCCUGCAGCUGAUCGACGUCCUCAAGGAGGCGUUUGCAAAGAAGCAGCGGAUUUUGGGCGUCUGCUUUGGGCAUCAGGUCCUCUGCCGUGCUCUAGGGGGAACGACGGGCCGGUCGACUGCGGGUUGGGAGAUGGGCCUGCGAGAAGUCAAGGUGGACGAGAAGCUCCGGGCCAAACCGUACGGUGCAGGCCUCCCCGCCACAGUCCGCGUGUACGAGUCGCAUCAGGACCAGGCGUCCGCCAUCCCCCCCGGCGGGGAGCUCCUCGGCGCAUCGGAGCGGACCCCGAUUGAGAUUUUCGCAGUGGGUGACGUGGCGCUGGGCUUCCAAGGCCACCCUGAGUUCAAUCUGGACGUGCUCACGGACCUCAUCGAGGACCGGCGGGCGAAGGGAGUGCUCACGGACGAGGAAGCAGACGCUGCCCUGGAGUCCGCAUACGAGACGACCGCCGAUACGAAGGCGAUCCAAGAGUUUUGCAUCGCGUUUUUGAAGGGCAAGCACGUCAGCGAGGUCCAAGCAGAGAAGCCGCUAGACGAAGAGCUUGAGAAGAACUAAGUUGAAAUAGUUGUGGUUCUGAGAACCCUACAAGCAAGGCCUGGCCUCAUGUCAAUGUGGUAAAUACGACUUCCUAGGACGCUUGCAAAAGCUCCUUUAGAGAGUGUGACAUUUAAGCUUGCGAAGGUUUCAUUUCUUAGUUGAUGCAAGGUACUUUUGAGUCAUUGGCAUUCAGGUACGUGGUUUAAGCUCUCUUUUGAUUCAAGAUGUGUAUCCAGGUCUUGUAGGAACAUCAGGUGCAGCUUAAUCUCGUCGGAAACAAGCCCUCGUAUUUCCACCAGAGUUUGGGCAUGGCAGGAUUAUAUAAAAUUAUAUCUAUCAAGUUUAUUAGUCUCACCAGCUGCACGGUUUCAAAGAUGGCAGUUACGGUGACCGUGCAAACUCAAAUUUCAAAGUUUGUCUGCUGACCCGGGAG